GAAUGCUGUUGGAGAAAUAUUCAGAUAGUGAUAUAUUUUCAUAAUUGUGUUUAUUUACUGUUAACCAUGUGCAACAAUUCGGAUAACAGUUAGAAUCUCGAAUUUAGUUUUGGAAAAGGACGCUUUUGGUGAGAUAACUGUGUACCUUGCUGGAAAACUUGAAGCGUAUCGUACACACCUCAUAUUUAUAUAUCAGUGAGCAAAACCUCUAGUUAUAGUGCAUCUGCAAACAUGAACAAAUUAGAAUUGGAUGAUCUCCUCGAUAGUGAGAUCAGCGAUGAUGAAGUUGGGGAUACCGAAGACAUCAACGAAGAAAGUCACGCUCGACUGAUUGACAGAGUCAAAGUACUUUAUGGAUCACGAGAAGUUCGGCAAAGAAGUGAAGCGUCUCAAGAUGUUUCCGAAUUUGACUUUUUACAGUCGAGUGGCCUGACAGCGUAUGAUAUGCUUAAGGAUCUUAACAAUACUGCAAAGCUGAAGAAGAAACGAAAUAAAAUCUUGAAAAUCAAGAAAAAAGCUAGGGCUCUUCCUGUGCCUCUACCGAAGGUCUCUCGGGAGCGAUUACAACGAGCCAUAGGAUACGCGAAGACGACUAGCGAACUUGGCAAAUGGGAUUCGAUUGUAAAACACAAUGAGUCCGCAGAUCAGAUUCGUUUUCCCCUUAACGACGAACCUCUUAGACUGGAACAAAGUGGAGAUUUCGUAAAACAGUUUAAGCCAUCUACCGACCUUGAAACUCAAGUUGAAUUAUUGUUAUCUUCAAGUAAGCAUCGACUUGAUUCAGAUGCUUGCUUAAGUCAGUUCGAGGAAGAAAAGUUGAAGGUCUUAUCUAAAGAAGAAGCCAUCGCCAGACUAAGUGAAUUGCGGCGUCUACGUGCUUUAAUGCAUACUGAAGCCCUGCGAAAUCGUCGUGUGCGUAAAAUCAAGAGUCGAAAGUUCCAUAAAAUCCACCGGAAAGACAAGAUAAAGGCUGCUAUAAGAGAAUUCGAGCACCUUAAAGUAACGGAUCCUCAAAAGGCUUUGGAAAAGCUGGAGGAGUUGGAGCGAAUUCGCCGAGAAGAACGCGUGUCGUUGCGCCAUAAGCGCAAAAGUAAAUGGGCCACCCAAUUAGCCAAAACUGGAAAAUUUGACAAAGACGCUCAACUUGCGCUCAGGGAACGAAUAGAAUUGGGUCGUGAAUUGGAGACAAAAGUGAAAACGGACAGCGACAACGACAGCGCAAAUGACGACGAACUGCAGGGAGCAGAGGGUGACAGUAAUGUUCGCCGAAAUGAAAGAGAUUCGUCGGAAGAGGAAGAACGGGCCAGACUUGAACGAUCCCUGCAAGAAAACGAUGAACAGGCUGAUGGAAGUCAAGAAGAUAAUCCAUGGCUGAGGAAAACUUUUUUCGAGGAGAUUAAGACUGCAUCAAGCAUCAUGACGAAGAUGGCAAGUUUUGGGGAAUCAACUGCAAAAGCUACGCGAAAUCAACAAAUAAAAUACGUCGGAGAGGAUGCUGAAUCUGGAGAAAAAGUUGAAGCACAAGCGCUUCCCGUAGGUAGAGUUUUGGAGGUACCGGAGCAUAUGAGGAUGUCGCCUGUUGAGCAAAAUGGCAACGUGAAAGCGCAGCACAACAGGAAACAGGUCGUUCGUCGUGAUAGCAAAAACGUCGACAAGGAGGAUGGUGGUGACGAUAUAAGCGACGAUUCAGAGAGCGAAUUAAUAUCAGAAAGCACGCAGCGUGCGACUCCUCAAGAAACUCAAGAAGAGAUAAAAAUCUUAAAUCAGAUUAGUAAUCCCAAGCAAGAAAACGAGGAGAAAAGUAAUAAUCUCAGUGAAAAACGUGAAAGUGAAGAAAUGGCGGCCAGUAGCGCGGUGUUUAUCGACCCUGAAAAGGUGUUGCAAAUAGGCACAAAAUCGGAGAAAAAGCUCAGAUCGCGGCUGCGUUUAAGUUUAGCCAUUGAAGGUGAAGGUUUUUCAGAGAGUGAAUCAGAUCAAGAGGAUGACGCAGCUGAGGGCAGUGCUGAUGAAGAACGCCAGAAAAAACUCAUCCAGGAGGCUUUUGCGGGAGAUGACGUGGUUGAAGACUUUAUUAAAGAACAAAAGGAAAAGGAUGCGUUAGAGCGCAAUGCAGAGCGAGAGGCUGCUUUGAAACAGAAAGGUCUGGAUGGAGAUUGGGUGACUCCUAGCAAUAUCCAUAGACUGAACGACCGGAAGAAAAAGUUCCUCGAAAGUCAUAGAAAAAUGUUUCAACCGCGAGCUGCCAUAGUGCACGAGGAUGCUAACAUGAGAGGCAUACAAGCUCACAGAGUUUUUGACGUUCCUAAGGGUUUCACCAAGAUUUCGCAGUUUGAGACAGUACUCAAACAGCCGAUAGGAAGCAUGUUCAACACGCCAAGCGCUUUCCAGGAACUCAUAAAGCCUUACGUUGUAACCUCACGAGGAAAAAUUAUCAAGCCGAUCGAUCAGAAUGCUCUUGUAAAAUGCGUGAAGACCUCUGAUUUCAAGCACAGUCGCCCCCAACGAAAGGCGAUCAAAUAGUGUCAACUUAGUGUAACAAGUUACCUAACAACUUUUGAAUAAAAAGUUAAAAUUCUUUGA
Molecule: messenger RNA, 2580 nt
Organism: Varroa destructor (honeybee mite)
Lineage: Eukaryota; Metazoa; Arthropoda; Arachnida; Mesostigmata; Varroidae
Product: U3 small nucleolar RNA-associated protein 14 homolog A
Biological process (GO): rRNA processing
Cellular component (GO): nucleolus; small-subunit processome
Source: RefSeq, a predicted model, not a curated record